AUGAGCGAAGAAGACGCGGAGACAAAGGGCGAUGCAGGUGAAGAAACGGCCCCUUUGCACAUGGAAGCCAAAGACAGCAAAGAAGACCUUCGGUAUGGCUGGAGAAAUGUCAGGCCGCAGUGUUUGCAAGUCCUUAACAGUCCCAAAUUCUUCGUGUUUGCUUUGGCAACGUUUGGUUUUGUUCAAGGUAACUAACGGAACUGUAAAGUUUGUUGGUGAAAAUGAUUUUUAAAUCAUUUCGCAUGUAUAUAAGGAUGACGUUAUUUCUUGACUGAUUUUGUGGCGCCGAGUGAAAAGUCAGUAAAAGCUGGCUUGUCAUUGAAGUGAAAUAUACUCGCAAAACCUGUAGGACGACAUGGUAGGUUUAAAAAUGUCGAAAUCAAAAUCACUACAUAUAGGUCUCUCUUAUCUUUGAAAACGGAGAUUUCCUAUUUUUCUCCGUUGUAGCCUGAAUUCCUUCCUUGCGUAAACGGCGUUUCCGGGCACCAAAAACGCAGGUUUUCGAUAACGGCCCCCAGAGUGGUGGUUUUUUUUUGCUUUUAGGUGUGAAAAGACGAAAACGGAGAUUUUGAAUACGAUGAUGUCAUACAUCUUAUCUAACUAGCAUUACGCAUGCUCUGUGAGGGAUGCUAUCGUAUUUCGAUCGUUUUAAAUUUAUCAUUAGUUUUUUCAUAUAGACGGGCGAAAACUGUUCAAAUUGUUUUUGGCGUUUGUAGGCAUGUGUGUCAGUGGUUUUACCAAUCUCUACCUGCUGACCUUGGAAAAAAGGUUUCAACUUACCAGCACUGAAGUUGGAUUUGUGGCGGCGUCCAAUGAUAUCGCGGGAAUUGUGUUAACAGCUCUGGUCAGCUUUUAUGGUACAUAUGGAAACAAGCCCAGGUGGCUUGGGUACGGCUGCGCUAUAACAGGUAAACUAUUCAAACUCAAUUCACUAAACUGUAAUCAGCAUUUCAGUUGCGGAGAUAGUGCUUCUAAAGCUAAUUUUGUCAUUAUAGUUAAGUACGCUUGUCCUUGCAUUUUCAAUUUUGCAAUCUUACGGUUGUAGGGAAAAAAGCACCUUUUCAGUCUAUGGGUUUAUACCAUUGAUACUAUAUUCUCAAACUCAUUAAUUAUUCAUGCAGUCAAAAGCCAAUAAAUGACGUGCAUUUGGGUCAGGUAAAUGAAUCUUGAUACCUAAUGAAACACUAGAUAAAACACUUCCAGGUUUUUAGUUGAAACACGUUUUUCAUCUGAGGUCAAACACUUGCAUUUUAAUGAGACGUUUUAUUGAUUAAGACAACUCAUGGAAACAAUGCAACAUGUUUUGCAAUACCAGAGAAAACAUGUCACACUGCGGUAAUUUCUUACUGUUUCAUUUUGAAGACUUGUAAGAAACUCGGGCUUCAUGCUUCAUCACGGGUUCCAAACGCCUCGAUGAAGCACUCGCCCACGUUUUUUGACAUAUUACGUCAAACCUUAGGUACCUUUGAGUUGUUGUUUAAUGAAUUCCUAGAGAAAGCGGGAGAGGAUGAGAAAUCCAUACUCUCCACCUGGGUGAAGCCGGUCCGGGGGAGACUCCCAUAUGAAAGGGACCGGGAUGCUUGUCGUCCCGCUUAGGGGUGUAAAUUUUGCAUUUUGGUCUCACUUAGGGUGUUCUGGGCAAAACGCCUUUAUAUUUAGCCGUAAAGGUCUCUUUUAGGGUUGCACGCGAAGGUGUAUUAACAAAUUUCUCAUUUUCAAUUCUUUUUGUGUACACGAUUCAUGUAAUCAAAGUUUAAAACGGUCUCUUUUAGGGGUCAAAAAAGGGUUGGGCCACGCCCAGAUUGGUCUCCUUUAGGGGUUUAAUUCAAAAUUUCCGACGAGCAUCCCCGCCCCUUUCAUAUGGAAGUUUCCCCGGGGAAGCCGGUUAGCUUGAAUUUGAUAAUUAUUCACCAUCCCUUUCAAAAACAAAAUGAGUAUCAUACUCUCUACCUAUUGUCCACCAAACACAAUUUAGUUUCUGUAGAUACUGAGACUAUCAGUACAAAUAGAAAGAAAAAUCUUAAAAAAUAAAUGCUUAGAUAGAUAUUGAAAAAUAAAAUUUAUAGAUACUGAGACUAUCACUAUCUCAUAUACGCCUCAUGUUUUGUCGCAGGUCUCGGAUGUCUAAUAUUUGUUCUUCCACAAGCUCUAGUUGGUCGCUACGAGCCUCUGUUAAACUCAAACGGAUUCGGUAAUGGAGAGCUUUGUCAGCUGAGCGUUAAUGGUACUUCAGAAUUCUGCUUUUCUAAUUAUGGUGGUCGAUGGUAUUACAUAUUCAUCUUUUUCUUGGCACAGUUACUUAUGGGUGGUGGAACAACUCCGCUGUACACUCUUGGGCCAGCGUACAUCGAUGAAAAUGUCCAUCCAAAAUCGUCACCAAUCUACCUGGCGGUGUUUUUCGCCUCUAGCUUGUUGGGGCCUGGUUUGGGGUUCAUAUCUGGUGGCUCCCUGUUGAAGAUCUACGUGGAUGUGACUCAGGUAACUCGGUUUGUAUGUAUUUUUCGAACAAAGAAUCAGUAGGAAAAGAAUCUAUAAUAUUAGAGUCUUGUAUUAAGCUAAAAAUAGAUGUUUUUGAGAGCCAGACACUUUUCUUAACAAAACUUUUAUUUUAUAACAUCAUCUUUAUUGUCCGGCCUGCCUUACCCGCUCAAGUUGAAAAAAUUAGUAUAGGAGAGAUGUACGAUAAUACCUACAACUUUUGACGUAACAGACGAAAUCUUUUCAUGUGAACCUUGAAUUGCUUGAAAUCAAUCUCGCAACGAAAAAUCCCCUUAUGCUAUGUUAUCCUUGUAAAUUCCCUUUCUCUCUGUACAUAAAAUGUUGCCUCCAGGGGAAAUUUACUUCCAACCGGGGACAAAGUCAUUUCUCUGUUGGAAUUACCUUGGAACCUCUAUUCAGGGGACACCCUUGGGACUAGGUCAAGUGUCCCCUGAAUAUAGGUGUCCCCUAUCCUGAAUUUCAGACGAUUAUUUCGAGUGGUUUUUCUCACUGAGGGAGUAAAAACGACUCGAAGUAAUCGUCUGAAAUUCAUGCUAGGUGUCCCCUAAAUGGAGGUUGGGCUGGGCUUUGAAAAUAGUUAACCAACAAAUAAAAUCUUUUUCUUUUAUUCUGCCUCGGUAUUAGCCUACGAAUAGCAGACGUUCGCAGGCUACCUCGGUAUCUGCUGCGGUCAUAAUUUGAAGCAGUAGAUAAUACCGUGACUCAAUUAUCUCUGCGAUGUUGUGCAUUGAAUUCGAUUCCCACAAGUUUGACAAAUCGAUUUUAGUGGGAGUAGUUCAUAUUUUAAAAGCUAUAACCAUUUUGACUGGUGAACAAUGAAACUUAUCAACCCUUUUCGUGGUAAGUCACUUUUCGAGUACUAAAGUGUCACCUGGAAGGAGGUUAAAACUAGGUUCCAGAAAAAGUGUCCCUUUCCCCCUGAAUAGAGGUGUCUCUUCAACAGAGGUAACAAAUAUAAAGAUUAUGUGAACAUUUUUCAGGGACCAAAUUUUGUGUCCCCUGAAUGGAGGUGUCCCUUGAAUAGACGUAUCCCAAAGGAGAAGUUCCACUGUAAUUCUUUGCAGCUGGGAAAAAACGUAUUGCAUUGUCAUGGUCUUAGGACAACAUCGAGAUAUUGUGGUAUCGUGAAUACCAGAGGUUUUUUUUCUUGCAUGCAGCGGGAUGCUUUCGUGUCGAUCGCCUCCUUGAGGGCGUCAAUUAAGAUCCUUGAAAGAUCCUCACUAAAUCUUCAAGGAUCUUGAAGGAUCUUUACAAAGAUCUCUUUAACCCUGAAGAAUCCUCUUACAUUCUUAAAGAUCUUGAAGGAUCCUAGCUAGGUUCUAAAAGAUCCUUGAAGAUGUGAUUUAAAGAUCCUUUUAAGGAUCUUCGCUAAAUUUUCAAGGAUCUUAAAGGAUCUUUACAAAGAUCUUUGCAAGGAUUUUUGAAAAGAUAUUUGAAAGAUCCUCAUCAUUUCCUGGAGGAUCUUCAAGGGAUCGUUUGGAGAUCCUUAUCCUUCAAGAUCUUUGCAGAUAUUUGAUGAUCCUUAAAGAUCCUGUGAAGAUUUUCACCAGGGAAAGCACGAGCGGUCACAACUUUUACCGAAACCCGAAUAACCGCGCAUGAAAAGUGGCUCUGGCACCCAGGGUAAAGAACACCCGGGAUAAAACUAAGCCCAGGAAGAAUGGCUGAGAUAAAAUCUUUUGCCUGAUUAUUUUCCUUUAGCCUGAAGGAUCAAACCUUACUCCUGAUGAUCCCCAGUGGAUAGGAGCUUGGUGGAUCGGCUUUCUGUUCGGGGGCUUUAUACUUCUUCUCAUGACCGGACUUCUGCUAGGAUUUCCCCGAGAGCUACCGGGUGCAAAACGCAUGCGCGAAGAAGCAGCCAAGGAGGGACAAAUUCCAAAAAAAGACGAAAGACUUCAAGGGAACAUUAAGGACAUUUUGCCAGCUACCCUUCAACUACUGAAGGCGCCUGUUUUUAUUUUUAAUUCCUUGGGAAUAACUUCCAGUUCACUGUUUGGUGCUGGGAUAGCUUCGUUCUUGCCCAAGAUUCUCCAGCUUAAAUAUGGACUCAGUCCAUUCAUAACAGGAGCUGUCAUUGGGACGAUCUUAGUACCAGGAACAGUAGGUAGUUAUCUCGGAUUAACUUAGCUUUCUGGGAAACUGCCCACCUACCCUUCCCCUAAGCCAACAUUUUACCCUAAGUGAGAAGUAAGUGAUGAGAAGGAACUGAUAAUGUUGGCUUAGGGGAGGGAUAGGUGGGCAGUUUCCGAAAAAACUUAAAUUGAUCCGUUAUCUCAAGUUAUUUGCUUGACGACUUGUCUUCCUUUGCAGUGUCUUAAAAGUAGAAAAUAAAACUUAAUUUGUCCACCCCCACUGAAAGUUCGUUACCGCAUGCAUAUGGAAUCUGGAUAUUCAGAUUCCCAUGAUCUUUGUACUGCCAAAGUUAUGAUUUGAUUGGUAUUGUUUAAGACCCUCUGAUGUGAAAAAAUAUAAUAAUUGUCCAGUUUAACUUGGAAUUAGUCUAUUAAUCUGCCUAAUCUAUAAGUAUGUCUUUGGCUUUUCAUUAUAACCAGCAAAAAUUGGGCCAGCAAAGGUUUUUCGAGAACGGAUCAUACAUUGUCAUCUCCUUGAGAGAGUAGCUCAGGGUUCCUGGUCAGAUGAGAAAAGAUCAGCUGAGCAUACUCAGUUUUUAUAUCAGCCCAGCUUCGACCCAAAAUUGUGAAAUUCACCGGAACAUAGCGCCAUUAAUUACUUGUAUGCCGUUUUGCCAAGAAUGAUUCUAUUCUCUAGGCACUGAGACUUACAGUUCCACCAAGUGAUCUCUUGGUUCCCACGCAGACGUUCUUAGGGCUUCGUCACGCGUUCCUUCCCUGAUUGCGUGACGCGUGAGGGGCGAAAAGAACGUCUGUGUGGGAGGCUUCACAAAAAUGAUUUUUCCGUCUUUGUCUCAUCUAUAGGUGGUAUCUUUUUGGGUGGAUUUAUCGUCCGGAAAUUUGACCUGAAGAAGUCGUUAAAGAUGGCUGCCAGGUUUUGCGUCAUCUGUCAAGUCUUCACCAUCAUAGGAUCUGGUGCAUGGUUUAUUCCUGGAUGUGGCACCCCGGAUUUAGCUGGACUAUUAGUUCCGUAUAAUGGUGGCAGGUGAGAGGCAAUUAUAUUCUUGUACUACUCUUUAUCAUCUCUAUUAUUGGUACUUCAUUUCGCUGGUCUUUAAUUUUGCUUUUUUGCGAUUGUAAAAAUAGAGAAAUUUUUUUACUUAAAGACCUGCGAAAAAAACCUUGCGAAAUCAAGAGAGGAUAAAGGGGACAGAGAAGGCAUCCCCCAUACACACCCUAUUCCAUAGGUAAUUCGUCUCGAGUUAUUUUUAGAAUCGGGAUAAAGUUACCUCGCGCGCUGCGUGGAUGUUAUAGAGGUGUCUCUUCAACAGAGGUAACAAAUAUAAAGAUUAUGUGAACAUUUUUCAGGGACCAAAUUUUGUGUCCCCUGAAUGGAGGUGUCCCUUGAAUAGACGUAUCCCAAAGGAGAAGUUCCACUGUACUUCUUUGCAGCUGGGAAAAAACGAAUUGCAUUGUCAUAUUCUUAAGACAAAAUCGAGAUAUUGUGGUAUCGUGAAUACCAGAGGUUUUUUUCUCUUGCAUGCGGCGGGAUGCUUUGGUGUCGAUCGCCUCCUUGAGGGCGUCAAUUACGAUCCUUCAAAGAUCUUCACUAAAUCUUCAAGGAUCUUGAAGGAUCUUUACAAAGAUGUCUUUAAGAUCCUCUGAAGGAUCCUUUCAAGAUCCUGAAGGAUCCUCUUAUAUUCUUAAAGGAUCCCAGUUAGGUUCUAAAAGAUUCUUCAGGAUAUGAUUUAAAGAUCCUUAAAGGAUCUUAGCAAAAUCUUCAAGGAUCUUAAAGGAUCUUUACAAAGAUCUCUGCAAGGAUUUUUGAAAAGAUAUUUGAAAGAUCCUCAUCAUUUCCUCGAGGAUCUUCAAGGGAUCGUUAAGAGAUCCUUCUCCUUCAAGAUCUUUGCAGAUCUUUGACGAUCCUCAAAGAUUCUGAAGGAUCCUGUGAAGAUUUUCACCAGGGAAAGCACGAGCGGUCACAACUUUUACCGAAACCCCAAUAACUGUGCAUGAAAAGUGGCUCUGGCACCCGGGGUAAAGAACACCCAGGAUAAAACUAAGCCCAGGAAGAAUGGCUGAGAUAAAAUUCUUUUGCCUGAUUAUUUUCCUUUAGCCUGAAGGAUCAAACCUUACUCCUGAUGAUCCCCAGUGGAUAGGAGCUUGGUGGAUCGGCUUUCUGUUCGGGGGCUUUAUACUUCUUCUCAUGACUGGACUUCUGCUAGGAUUUCCCCGAGAGCUACCGGGUGCAAAACGCAUCCGCGAAGAAGCAGCCAAGGAGGGACAAAUUCCAAAAAGAGACGAAAGACUUCAAGGGAACAUUAAAGACAUUUUGCCUGCUACACUUCAACUACUGAAGGCGCCUGUUUUUAUUUUUAAUUCCUUGGGAAUUACUUCCAGCUCACUGUUUGGUGCUGGCAUAGCUUCGUUCUUGCCCAAGAUUCUCCAGCUUAAAUAUGGACUCAGUCCAUUCAUAACAGGAGUUAUCAUUGGGACGAUCUUAGUACCAGGAACAGUAGGUAGUUAUCUCGGAUUAAUCUAGGUUUCUGGGAAACUACCUGCCUACCCCUCCCCUGAGCCAACAUUUUGCCCUAAGUGAGAAGUAAGUGAUGAGAAGGAACUGAUAAUGUUAGCUUAGGGGAGGGAUAGGUGGCAGUUUCCGAAAAAACUUAAAUUGAUCCGUUAUCUCAAGUUAUUUGCUUUCAAAUUUGACGACUCGUCUUCCUUUGCAGUGUCUUUAAAGUAUAAAAUAAAACUUACUGAAUUUGUCCACCCCCACUGAAAGUUCGUUACCGCAUGCAUAUGGAAUCUGGACAUUCAGAUUCCUAUGAUCUUUGUACUGCCAAAGUUAUGAUUUUAUUGGUAUUGCUUAAGACCUUCUGAUAUAAAAAAAAUAUAAUAAUUGUCCAGUUUAACUUGGAAUUAGUCUAUUAAUCUGCCUAAUCUAUAAGUAUGUCUUUGGCUUUUCAUUAUAACUCGCAAAAAUUGGGCCAGCAAAGGUUUUUCGAGAACGGAUCAUACAUUGUCAUCUCCUUGAGAGAGUAGCUCAGGGUUCCUGGUCAGAUGAGAAAAGAUCAGCUGAGCAUACUCAGUUUUUAUAUCAGCCUAGCUUCGACCCAAAAUUGUGAAAUUCACCAGGACAUAGCGCCAUUAAUUAUUUGUAUGCCGCUUUGGCAAGAUUGACUCUAUUCUCUAGGCGCUGAGACUUACAGUUCCACCAAGUGAUCUCUUGGCUCCAACGCAGACGUUCUUAGGGCUUCGUCACGUGUUCCUUCCCUGAUUGCGUGGCGCGUGACGAGCCAAAAGAACGUCUGCGUGGGAGGCUAAAGCAAAAUAAUUUUUCCGUCUUUGUCUCAUCUGUAGGUGGUAUCUUUUUGGGUGGAUUUAUCGUCCGGAAAUUUGACCUGAAGAAGUCGUUAAAGAUGGCUGCCAGAUUUUGCGUCAUCUGUCAAAUCUUCACCAUCAUAGGAUCUGGAUCAUGGUUUAUUCCCGGAUGUGGUCUCCCGGAUUUAGCUGGACUAUUAGUUCCGUAUAAUGGUGGCAGGUAGGAGGCCAUAAUAUUCUUGUACUGCUCUUUGUCAUCUGCCUUAUUGGUACUUAAUUUCGCUGGUCUUUAAUUUUGCGUUUUUCGGGAUUGUAAAAAUAGAGAAGCUUUUUUUACAUAAAGACCUGCGAAAAAAUCCUUGCGAAAUAUAAUACCCAUAUAGAAAAUUCAAAUCACAGAAAAUCAAUUGCCAAGGGAUGGAAGAAGGCGGGCAUUAGUGAAGUAAUUAAUGGUUCAAAGGAACUGUCACCUGAAGAUCCAUUCGUAAAUUUGCAAUGACAAGAUGAUGUUUAGAAACAUUGCCGCAAACUACGUACUGAGACAAUGCGUGUCCACGUUGUAAUACAAUGAAAAGUUAUAUAUAUAUACAUCCGUUUUGCUUCUUACAGUUUAUCUAAAGUAAAAAAUGAAGUUGUGAAUGGUUGAAUCAUGAAAUUUAAUGCCGUUUGUUCAUAUUGCUAAUUGAAAUUGCGAACAUGAAAACAUGAAAAUCCCGCGAAAUACGAAGUUAAAAGUACCAGUAAGGCAUUUAUUUGAUGAUGCAACGUGCACAAGUGAGUAGCUACCUAAAGAAAUAAUUAGUCACUUACUCGUACACAAACGUUUGAUUUGCUACGUCCCUUACACUUGUCGGCUCUAUAAUUUGUCCCCAAAUCAGCCAUUUUGUCAGUCUUCUAAACUACUUAACCUUGAGGCAAGAAAUUUUACCUCCCAUAAGUGUUCUUUCUUUAUGUACUGCUGCUUACCGAUACACCAUUUCUCUCUUGUUGGCUGACCUUCUGCAUUGCGCUUGCAAGAAGGGAAGAAAGUUAGAAUUUCGUGAAAAGACACUUUCCUCUUAUUCCCCUUGAAUAAGGAAAUAAUGGAAUAGCAACUUUUAAAAGGCUCAGCUUUAUCGAAAAGGUUUUUUCGUUUUAGUUGAAGAGCUUGCAUUCUUCAACGUUUUGUCUGAUUGGUUGGUUCUCUGAAUCAAAAAACCACGUCCGGCCAAAAAAAGGUACCAGUGCCUUACGUCGUCCAUAGACAUUUUUACUUCUUUCAAAAAAUCACAAACAUUCGUUUUGAUUAAUAACUGAUCGAUUUAAACACAUUAUAAAGACUUAAUGGAUCAUCCCGAUAAGUGCGUCUCAACGAGAUAAUUUGAGUUCAUAAAUGUACAUAACUUGCACAUGUUGCAGUUGUUCUUACUUUUUUUUUUAUGCCGCAGCUCAUUUAACCUCUGCUCUCUGGCCUUUUAUAUAGUCCUAGGUACUCUCUUUCAUUUGGAACAUCCCUGUUUCGUUCAUUUAAGGAAAUAAACCCCCAUGCAGGGAUUUGGGUGGGAGGUUGUCGAAGGGAAUGUUAACGUGAGAUGACGGCUGUGACAGAGAGACAGUUUGUAAACGGGAUUUGUGGUAUUCAAUGCACUAACAGCCGAGGUAUCUUUCAGCUCCCUGGGGGACAAUGGGAUGACAGCCCCGUGCAACGUGAACUGUAGCUGCUCGCUAGCCACUAUAAACCCCGUGUGUGGAGAAGAUAACUUGGCUUAUUUCUCGCCCUGUCACGCUGGAUGCAAGGUCUCCCAAGAUGAAAAGGUAAUAGAAAAAAAAACACCUCCUUUGUUUAGUAAAACUAAACUGCAAAAAACCUCUGACCAUGCUCACUGUCUUGUUCGGGUCUUGUGUGAGUGCCCGCCUUAUGCGCGCUACAGGUCUAAGAGAAGAAUGGCAUGGAAGACGUAGCUAUUUACUCCUACCCUUUUCCCAUUCUUACGAUUUGCCGAUUUGUAACCUACGAUCUUUCCCUUCAUAUACGAAUACGAAAUUGGAGAGAUGCUAAAUGGCCCAUCAAAACAGCUUGACAAAAUAUCUUAUUUUGAAUUCAAAAUACUUUUCCACUCGUAUUUAUCUGGAAAAAUGUUAGGGAGGUAUUUUCCCCUCCCCUAAUUCAAUGUUGGUUUGCGAAUUCGCGAAAGUGCCAUAGCCUUGGUCAACCCUGAUCAGACGCAAAAAAACAUUGAUUAGGGACGGGAGUGGGAGGGGGCACAGCUGUGCUGUCUAGGCGUAAAAGUGUAGCUUUCUCAAGAAUUUUUGUCCAAGAUUGUCAUCUAUGAUAAGACUGAGAUAGCUAAUUUGCCUUCUGGUUUGAUUUCUCUCUUUCAUAGUCUUUCAAAAACUGCUCUUGCAUUUACCCACAAGGCAACGUAAGCGAAGGUUCAGCGGUGAAAGGUUAUUGUGAGAAGAGGUCUGGGUGCACGACGUACAUAGCAUUUAUACUGCUUCUCAUUUUAGUUCUGUUUUCGGUGUUUAUCACCGCCAUAUCCAACAAGACGGUUGUGCUUAGGUAGGUUAUAAUAUACUCAAAUAUUAAAUACAUGAAUUUUAUGGAGGAUUUGUAUAGAUGUUUGAUAAAAAAAAAUAACAACAACAACAAUAACUUAAUUUGUUGAACAGAUAUAAUUACAUCAAAUUGGGGAACUAGGAAACCCCUACGGGCUUUUACAAGUUUCCCCUAUUGUCAGGGGCGUACCUGCCCAUAGACCUGUAGGUCCAGGCCUACACUGAAUUUUCGGUUUGAUCACUCCCCUGACCGCUUGUAAUAAAUUAUACGUUGUUGGGGUGAGCUAAAAAGUUUCAGAGCUCAAAGUGUUGGUGAAGUCAGUGCGUACUAGUCAUGCGUGCAAUUUUCAGGAUACUGUGCAAAUGAAAGUCAGCUAGGCCUACAACUAGUCGAAAAGCUGGCUACGCCCCUGAUUAUAUUUUCUUAUCAGGUCUGGACGCCAUAUGCAGCAUAACCUAACUAUAAUUACCCACAAGUGAGCUUUACAGAUACAAAGUCUACUGUGUUCCAUACAAAUACUUCAAUUAUCAAACGUAACAGAUUGAAAAUCCCUGCUGGUGAGCGGUGAACCAGUUGGAUAUUUAUGUGUCUGGCUAGAGAGUGGAACUUGGGGCUUCCCUUGAACUCAGGAUCUCUGAACUUGCAACUGUGAGGUUCCUGAGGUUUCACUAUCUGAAUUUUGUGUAUGCUAUACAUGCAUUGCGUGCGCAUGCCGCUUUCAAGAACAGUGACACACUAAAUCUUCGCAUUUUAGGUAGUCGCUUACGGGAGGUUCGACUGUAUAUUUUAACGCUGUAAAUAUGACGUAGCCAACCUCGAAACAACAUCAAUUCUUGCUGUGUUUGUUCUAAACACGAACGUAUCACUCGCGCGAUGACGACUGUCAUUUUUGAAUGGUCUCAGUUAUGGUUGUCGUCGAUAAUGUUUUAUACCAGAGUUUGUACAAGGGCUAUUAGUCAGUCACAUUUGCAUGGUGAGGUAAGAGGUAGGAGGUGUGGAGGGAGGGGGAGCUGCGAGUAUCUUUUCUGUCAUCCCCAACCUUGCACUCGCAAUCGACAAUCGAAAGAUUGAUUCAUUUUGGAGUCAUGAUUUGCUAUGCUUGAGAAGAACACUUUCACCACAAGUAACUAUACAGAUCUCUAACCUCAGUGCACUCUUAAUAUUUCAGAUGUGUACCGUAUAAUCAAAGAGCAUACGCCCUUGGUUUCCAGUUCAUAUUACAGCGGUCUCUGGGAUUCUUACCAGGUCCAAUACUUUUUGGUGCCAUAUUUGAUAGUUCAUGUCUUUUGUGGGGGAGGAGCUGUGGUAAAAAAGGGAAUUGUCAAUUCUUCGACAUGACUAAGUUGACGGACCGGCUUGGUUACGCUGGCUUCAGUUUUACAGGUUAGUUGUUUUCAUGUACUUAUCGGAGGAGAGAGAGAAUAUCCCUCCGCGCAGCUGCCUUCAAUUUUCUUAAGCGGUCGGGGAUUUUCACGCGUUCCUGGGUCGUUCUUGACUUCGAGAAGUCUCUCUUUUUCCCUCAGAUUUAGUGAUGGGAGUAAACACGCGCGCGAGUGUCGAGCGACGAAGCUGCAAGACGCCAUAAACGAGGGCGGAAGCCCGAGAAGCCUCUUCUGUCUCAUUCAUCACUUUUUACUAGUAUCAAGCAUUUGGCUUCGUCAAUUUCUUUUUCCCAGGUUAACGACAAACUUUACAGAAAAGGAGCUACCUGUAUUACUCAAUUCGUUCUAGGCUUAAUUUCCGCUGUUCUUUCGGGUGCGGUCUUGUGGGCUCAUUUCCGCAACAGCGGCUCAUUCUCUCGUGGCAUGCGGCUGAUCAUCGAGCAUAGAUUCGCUUGGACCACCCUCGUACCCAGCGUCUUCGUUCCCCUUGACCAGCGAUCGCCUUGACAUGAAAAAUUAACUUGUUAUAUUCUUGCUUGUCCGCUUUGCCGGGUUCACGCGGUUAGCCUAGGGGUUACAUGGCAAAUUUCCACAUAACCAGAAAUCCUAGACAAUCAGGGGCUUCAACCGCGGGCACAUAAAUUUUGGUAUUCUCUUUUACAAGGUAACACUGUGUUUUAAUGGUGGCAUAGUCUAAAGAAAGUGUUUGAAACAUAAAAUGCAGCCUUUGAAGCCUCUAAUCCUCCAAGUAGUCCCUCUCUUCUCAAUAACUGGUUAUUCUUUUAUGUUUACUUUCUUUCAGGCUUGUCUUUGAUUUUCUACUUCUUGUCCUAUUGGUUCUGUAAGCCAACCAUUGAAGAAGAAGAGGAAAAACAUCGACUUGAACAGCUGCCAAACAAAGAAGCAGCAGAGAAUGAAGACAACGCCAACGGAAUGGGUGAAUCAUCUAUAUAAACAGCCAAAUACAAUAUCCAAAAAUCAUUCAUGAAAAAGGAACCUUUUUGAGAGGCAAAAAAGCCAUAUUUUUUUAUUCAUUGUAUGUUUUCUUUACAAUUGAAGGCAUCUGCGCUUUCUUUCGUUUUAAAAGUAGGUAGGUAUUAGGAAAGUUCGCUUAUUUUAGAUGUUUUUUAGAGUCUACGCCGAUAUUUUAUUAUGCUUUAUUCAGCGGAGCAAGUUAAAUGAGAGGCAUAUAGCUUACACUCGGGAAUGAAAGAUAGACGCGCGCAUCCACACUAAUGCGUUUCCGUUUGAAAACGCAUACAUUUCGAUGCGUUCAGCCGAGCCCCCCAACACUAAAACGCUGAUCGUUUUCAUCGAAAACGCAUCAUGAAACGCAUCACGUUCAUGAAAGUGGAUCAAAACAGAAACGCGUAUACAUAUCGCGUAAGUGAAGACGGUCGAAAACGGUCGAAAACGCAUCAAAAUGAAAACGAUGAAUUAAAAGAUCGCAAGCGCAUGUGUUCAACUUACGUCACAACGUGUAACUAUCGUUUUUCGAACGUUUUAGUGUGGAGAGUCGAAAACGCUUCAUAGCGGUAGUGUGGAUCGAAUAGAUUCAUGUGUGGACAGGGCCUGAGUAUGAAAGAGAAACACGAGUAGUCCUUCACGAUUAUGAACGCCGCAUCCAUUGCUUUUCGUAAGCACUGAAAAAAGUAAUUCCGUUAUUUAACCUCAGCAGUAUUUAUAGCACGUAUGCUAGUGCGGCCGAGCAAAUGCCUGAAACAAACUUAACAGGGGUUAAAAAUCCCCACUGGCCGGAGGCAAACCAGCUGGCUAUUUACAAGGUUGGCCGAGGGUUUGAACCCGAGACCACCGUGAAGAAAUCCAGCUGGCGGUCAGGGCGGGACUUGAUCUCGGGGCCUCCGAAUUACAAGUCCAGUGCUCUAACCGCUCGGCCACUCUGCCUCCAUAGAGUUUCUGAAUUAAAAUUGGUUAUCAAUUUUGGAUUCUAUGUUUAAAUCAAUAAAUAAAUAAUUCCGUUAUUUACCCUCGGCAGUAUUUUAGCUCUAAUGUUAACGGGACCGAGGAAAUGACUGAAACAAUAUUAUCUAAAGUAAUCAUAAUGGGGUUAAGAAUCCCAGCUGGUCAGAGGAAAACCAGCUAGCUGUUUAAAAGCGUCAGUGAAGCGUGGUCGAGGAUUUGAACUUGAGACUACAGUUCCAUGAACAAAUCCAGCUGGCGGUAAAUUUGUGAAAUAUUCAAUGCUGAACUUUUUUAUAACAGAUAUUUAUCUUUGAUAAUAAAGAAAUAAUAUUGAUUUAAAGCAAACCACCAACGUCGACAUGCAAAGCAAGAGGUGCUGAACUUGAUAAUAUGUUCUCUUCAUUCUUGCUAAACAUGUUUAACCGACCCUGAAGAUAAACUGUGUAUUUAUUUUGUUAUAGCUCAAUUUUAUCUUUUUUAAAACUUUCUUUAUACAAUACUUGAAUCAAUCGUCAUACAUUGUUAUACCCAAAGCUUUAAUAAAAAAAUAAAAAUUGAUCCACGGC
Messenger RNA from Porites evermanni, 14305 nucleotides. The record is from the annotation of a GenBank genome assembly. NCBI's taxonomy places the organism in Eukaryota, Metazoa, Cnidaria, Anthozoa, Scleractinia, Poritidae.